CUUUACAAACCCUUUAAGUCUUGUGUUCGGACUUUUUGGUUGCAGCUUUCUUUCAUUUGUGAUUUGCAUCAAUUACUUUGUUUAUUCACAUUGAGAGGUGGAGGGAUAAGCGCAGGAAUAUUUAUUUAUUUAUACAAUGAUCAUUGCUGAUGGAUAUACCCUGCGGCAGUGAUCGUCCAAAAGACAAAGAAAACAGACUGGCUUGUUGAAAUGAAGUUGUUUGAUAAAUCAUCUUUAGUACAAAUAGCCUGCCUAUAGAUGGAUCAAAAUUAGUCCGGAUUCUACCGAGCCAAAUUUUGAUCUGUCUACGGCCAGCUAUAGCUUUUUCCAGAACUGUUUGAGAGGUGGAGAAGGAGGUGAUAUGUUGCCUCCUCAUCGCCUGAUUCAGGGCCCAUUCACACUAGAAUGCAGUGCGGGAAAAGACACAUUCCCGUGUGACUUCCCGCACCGCAUUCCAAUCACACUGCCCUUAACGUCACUCCAAAUGCAGGAUGCAAACGCAGUGUGUUUACCCACACCAGAUCACAUGGUACAAAAGUAGCAUGCAGGGGGGUUGCCAUGCAUCUUAAAAAUGUAGCCCACUUCAAUCGGCAGAGGAUCCAUGAGCAGAUCCCUUCCUGAAUCAGAGCUGAACAGGAUGGAUGUCAGUUUUUUACAUCUGUGCCCAUUUCUGUUUGUGGGAGGAGACACAGGAGGACCUGUGACAGCUCUAUGGGCGGCUGGAUGAAAACAGACUCCAGUGUCUAUUUACUGUCUGGUUACAUCAGGCUUUCUCCGAUGUGUCACAUUUAGGUCCAGAUAAAUGGAGGAGGACACAGUCCUUUUCUAUUUCCCCCCCCCCAGACCUGGAAGAAUUCAGAGCUAGGUAGGUGUAAACAUUUCAUUUACAUCAGCUUGUCCAUACGGCUGCAUGGACCUUUCCGAUCAGGUCCUCCUGAAAGAUUGAGAAGAGGACCCCGAAUGAACUGAUGUGAAAGGACCCCUGUAGGUCACCAGAGUGCACUUAUUUCUGCACUCCUAUGACCUGUAUUCAGCUGACAGCGGGCUAAAGUCUGCAGUCGGCUGAUGUUAAAAAAAUUGUUACUAUGCAAUUGCAUGCCACAAACAUUUUGGCGCAAGUCAAUAUAUUGGCCCCACCCCAUUAUUUAACCAACAGGGAUCAGGGAUUGGUGGGGAUGAUAGACGGGGGGGGGAGUUUUCCAUUUUAGCCCCAGGCACUGGAUUACCUUGUUUCAGCACUGGGCCGAAGGUAAUCUGAAUGAACUGAGAGGCUAGCUGGAGACAGUCCUUUUAAAAGAUUGGGAGAUGCAGUGUUUCCUGGGAAUGGGAGGAGGAGUCUUCUCUCUCAGAUGUUGUCUUGAAAGACUUCUGGAAAAGACGUUACUGGUGAGUGUAACUUGGGAUUUCAGAAUUUGCCUCCUAUUGACUUCAAUGGGGUUUGUAUUUUACAUCGCCAAUGUUUGGAUUUUUUAAUGGAUUUGCGAAAGGUGCCCACAAGUCAAUCUCAAGCACCACUCCCCCCCAUCACUAUGCAGCACAAUGCUCUAAAUUAGAACAAAGAAAUGAGAUUCUCCUGCAAGAAAUUGUAAUAAACUGUCAAUUUUACCAGCCAAUGGGAAUAAUAGAUUGUCCUCCAUAAAAUAGAAUACAAAUAUUUAAACAUGUAUAAUAUUGUACAUAUUCCUUCUAUAACAUAUAUUUAAUAAUGAAUGUACAAAAUAGAAAGUAACUUUAUUUAAUCCUUUAUAUAGAAUUCUGACUUUUUAUUUUUUUCUGUAUAGGUGGAUUGAUGAACUGAGUUUUUGGUCAGACUUGUCUUAAAAAAUAAGUCAGAUGAGAAACGAGCCAUAUGAGUGUCUUAAGUGACGGAAAGUUAUUCUUGCAAUUCACUGGAGGAUUCACGCAAGAUUCAAGACAUAUCAGUGUUCUAAAUGUUGUAAGUGUUUUGGAUCCUCUUCAACAUUGAUCCAUGCUCAGAGGACAACAAGAGAGAAGUAAUUUCAGUGUUCUGGAAGUGACAAUGACUUUACAAUAAAGUCCAACCCAUGUAUACAUAAGAGGAGUCAUUUCAGAAGAUAUUUCUCGUUUGGAAUGUAAUAAAGGUUUUACAAUGGAGGCAAAACGUAUCAUACACCAGAAGGUUCACACUGGAGAGAAGCCGUAUCAGUGUUCUGAAUGUGACAAAGCAUUUUCAACCAAGAACAAGCUUAUCAUACACGAGAGGGUUCACACUGGAGAGAAACCGUUUCGGUGUUCUGAAUGUGGCAAAACUUUUAAACAGAAGGGUGGCCUCCACACACACAAGAUGAUUCACACUGGAAAGAGGCCAUAUCAAUGUUCAGAAUGUGACAAAGCUUUUAUACAGGAAGCUAAUUUUAUUACACACAAGAUGACUCACACUGGAGAGAAGUCAUAUCAGUGUUCAGAAUGUGACAAAGCUUUUACAUCGAAGUCAAAUCUUAUCAGACACCAGAAGAUUCACACUGGAGAGAAGUCAUAUCAGUGUUCAGAAUGUGACAAAGCUUUUAUAACAAAGAAAGGGCUUAUCACACACCAGAGGGUUCACACUGGAGAGAAGCCUUAUCAGUGUUCAGAAUGUGACAAAGCUUUUAUAACAAAGAAAGAGCUUAUCACACACCAGAGGGUUCACACUGGAGAGAAGCCGUAUCAGUGUUCUGAAUGUAACAAAGCUUAUAAAACAAAGUCAAACCUUAUCAUUCACCAGAUGAUUCAUACGGGAAAGAAGCGGUAUGAGUGUUCUGAAUGUAAAAAAGCUUUCACAGAGAAGAGAGAACUUAUAAGUCACCAGAUGGUUCACACUGGAGAGAGGCCCUAUGAGUGUUCUGAAUGUGACAAAGCUUAUACAGACAAGAAAGGGCUUAACAGACAUCGGAAAAUUCACAUUGAAGAGAAGCCAUAUGAGUGUUCUGAAUGUGACAAAGCUUUUACACAGAAGUCAUGUCUCAUCAGACACCGGAGAAUUCGCACUGGAGAGAAGCUGUAUCAGUGUUCUGAAUGUGAUAAAGCUUUUACAGAGAGGCACACCCUUUUCCGACACACAAGGGUCCACACCAGAGAGAAGCCAUAUAAAUGUUCUGAAUGUGGCAAAGCUUUUGCAUGUAAGUCAUAUCUUAUCACACACCAGAAGAUUCACACUGGAGAGAAGCUGUAUCAGUGUUCAGAAUGUGAUAAAGCUUUUAUAGUGAAGACAAGCCUUACCACACACCAGAGGGUUCACACUGGAGAGAAGCUGUAUCAGUGUUCAGAAUGUGAUAAAGCUUUUACAGUGAAGUCAAACCUUAUCAUACACCAGAGGGUUCACACUGGAGAGAAGCCAUUUCAAUGUUCUGAAUGUGACAAAGCUUUUACGAAUAAUGCCGGGCUAAUCAAACACCAGAGGAUUCACACGCUUCAGCUGCAGUAAAGAAACUCUGGAAGAAGGGGGAGGAGCUAAGCUGCAAUGAAAGACUUCAGGGUGUUUUAUUAAUUUCACAGCUCAUGUCAUCUCACAGAUACUCAAAGUAUAUUGCUAUUGUGAAAUAAUAAAUAAAAUAAGUGAGCAAACAAGAAUGUGAUGGAUGGACACUUUAGUAUUUAUGUCUAUCGGGUACAGCCUAGACUAUUCUACAUUUUGACAAUUUUUUUGGGCGGGCAACAAUGAACCUUAUUCCUUAUGAUUCUCAUCUGUACCUUUUUAUGUGGCUUUGUCUGAACAUGUAAUGCAUUUGUAUGAUUCGCUAACUGAGCUGUAUUCUCAAGUGUUUUCCUAAUUGCCUGAUCCUGAGCCAAUACAUGACCAACACUGCCUCAGUACAGGGAGACUGGGUAGCAGUCAAGCGACAUCUUGCCCAGACUCUGAAGCCUCAGUGGGAGAAUCCUUUCCAGGUUCUGCUGACAAUUGCUAUACCUGCCAAUCAUGAGGGCUCCAACUAAGCCCAUCUUAUACAUUUUAUUCCUCCCUUCUCAUGAUCAAGGCCUCCUGUCCAUCUUCCACCUCCUCUCAUGGAUGACAACUUUGCAGACAGGGACACCAACCAUGCCAAAGUCUCCAUUCCAUGAGAAAGCAACUUUAUCCCAGCUGGCUACUUGUGUUUUAUUCAGUUCUGAUGAAAGUCUAUAGGAUUCCAUCAGGUGAAGAUUGGAUCUCCUUAUUAUCUAGUUUUCCUGUCCGUCUAUUGGUCACCUCCAUAGACCAAUCAUACAGUACAGCUACAAGAAUUCUGAUCUCACAAAGAGUAUGUGGUCAUAUCCCUACAACUUCAUCUGGGGGACUGAAAUUUCCCUGAUUGGGGUUCUCUUUAUUGAGUGAAAAGAUCUUUUAUUUUUUGGUAGAAUUUUUUUUUGUGAAAACAUUUUUUUGAUCCUAGAAGCAUUGUGUGAUGUUAAGUAUAACUAUGGGCAAAAACAAUGAUGACAUAAAUGGUGCAAUCUGUCAUUAACCAUUUUAUUCCCCGAGACUUUCUCCCCCUAAACCCACCGAGUCACAGAGCGUUUUCUUUUUUUCAAUGUCUCAGUUCUGCACAUUAUGGCCCGGAUUCACAAAGAGUUACGCCGGCGUAUC
This is a messenger RNA of Rana temporaria (common frog), 4561 nucleotides long. RefSeq names its product zinc finger protein 605-like. Bases 2111 to 3424 code for a protein of 437 amino acids. The transcript has a single exon. Lineage: Eukaryota; Metazoa; Chordata; Amphibia; Anura; Ranidae. The record is from RefSeq and is a predicted model, not a curated record. Gene Ontology annotation, molecular function: RNA polymerase II cis-regulatory region sequence-specific DNA binding; DNA-binding transcription factor activity. Gene Ontology annotation, biological process: regulation of transcription by RNA polymerase II.